CAUUAAAUCAUAUGUGUAAUUUUUUGGAUGGUGUGUACCGGCUUCAUUUGUAAUUGGUAGACGAUUGAAAACCAAAAUAUUGCAAAUAUCUAUCGAAGUUGCUAGAUUUUGACCUGAGACGAGACGUGCAUUAGCAGAUAAUAGUUUUUGGCGACUAUCGCAGUAGUUUGCUUUUGACAUUUUGAGAUUAACUUAUGCCAUAAAAUGUGCAUUGUCAUAAUUUGAGUCCAUUGUAUUUUUCGUACCAUAUUUGAUUAAUAAAAACAUCAAGAGCGUAUAUUGUUAUUGUCGCCUUGCGAGUUUAGUCCUGGAUUUGAAUUCAACUUUAUCCAAAUUGUCUAAGGAAGAGCAAGACAAUCUAUUGCGGCAGCGAGAAGACGAGGUGAGAAGACUGAAGGCUCAAUUGGAGAGAUACAGAGGUCUCAAAGGGGCUAACAAAGACAGCAUUGCAGAAUCCGAAUUGUUCGAAGAGAACACGAAACUACUUUCACAGAUCUCUGAGUUACAGAAAAGGUUUGAGGACCAAAAAUCAUUGGAGAUGAUGGCGAGAAGAAGAGAAUCGACGGAGCGGGAAAAACAGCAGAAUCAUCCCCCGCCUCCUCCAAAUCCAGGACAGAAUUAUAAACCUAAAAAUGGCUUUGACCCCUCUGUCUUGGACAAGCUGAACAUGCAUAUUGAUGCACUCGAGAGAGAAUUAGAAAAGGAGAGAAAAAAGUCACAGUUGCUGAAACAGGACAAAGAUCGACUGAAAGAAGCCGUCACUGAGCUUCAAAUGAGAGAGAAUGAGCGAAUGCACAAUGGCACUACACAGUCAUCUGGGAGUGACUCAGAUGAAGUGAGUCAGCUCAAGGCGGCACUGGAGUCAGCCAAAAAGGAAAGAAUGGCAUUACAGGAAGACAGAGAGCGGGAGAGGAAAAUGUUCAUUGAAAACAACGCUAGAGGUGACAGAAAUAGAGUUGAGAUGAUGGAUCUGAAAAAGGACUUCGAUGACAUGCAAGCUGCGGUGCUUCAGUUACAGCACGAGCUCAAACUCAGAAACGAAACGAUUGUGGAUCUGCAGCAACAAUUGAUUUUCUUCCAAAACCUGGACAAGAAGAAGAGCGACCCGAGGUACAAUGAAUCAGAGUCGGGUGGUGGAAAGCCAGGUAGGCCGACUGCAUCUGCGAAAGAGGAAGUGGGAGGAGAAUCCCCGGUGUACGAGUGCUCUCGAUGUCAUCAGUAUUUCCAGGACAUGUCUCAAUUUCAAGGUCACAUUACGCAUUGUCUGGAGUUCCGACUCUUCCAUUCGAAAGGACGAAGUAAAAGUGUGGAGCCUCUCUCCCAACCGAAAUCCCAGUUGUCGACUGGAAAUCUAUCCAAACCAAGUCCUUUCCCUUCUUCGACUCUGGGCACAGACAAAGACAGUGGGUCGGCAAUUUUAACCAAGUAUUCGUACGACAGUUUGAGAUUAUCAGGAUUGACUAAUAGCUCGUCACAAUUGAAGAUAACGGCGAUCGAUAGUCGCCACGAGCAUCCAGGGAGCGACAGAGGUCGGGCAAACUCAAUUGGAGGCCCCAAGGUGAAUAGACGAGGGCCUGUUCAGAAAGGAAUUAACCAAGCUUUUGUUUAUGACCAGGAUAGAGGAAAGGCAUUUUCGAAUCCUCAUCUAUCGAGUCACCAGAAACAAAACUCAAUGGGAAGUUCAAUGGGAGGCUUUGAUUCGGAUUGGUCCGAUUACAAUUCCGCAAACAAUUUGAACAUUUCAACUGAGCCUGAAAGCAGCGAAGUUAAGGACAUGCCACAAAUUAGGCUCGAAUUGGCGGGAAAUAUGACAUCAAACAGUUCGGUGGAUCCCGAAAACGAUGAGAUUAUAAAACCGGUGGUACGCUUGAAAGUUUCGUCGGCACCUAGAGCAAUGUCUUCUCCGGUUAGUACUAGCCUCGACCGACAAAACGGAAAAGGAAAUGUACAGCCUGUUCGAGAGCAGACUUCACGAUAUGAUAUCGACAGAUCGAGAAGCCCACAGGCUCACCCAGCUUCCGACUUCCCAAACAACGUAAAGUUCCCCCCCGCGCAAAAUAACAACCAAAUACGUCAUUUGGGACAUGUUAAUCACAAUUUAAAGGCAAGAAACUCGCCAGCAAUUUCGAGUUCUUCAAGUGAUGGAGUUAGAUCAGCGUCUAUCAAUUUAAGAGAAGAAGUUUUAGUUAGAAAAGACCAACCGGACUCGGCCUUUUCACAAUUUUCUGAAUCGAUGAGUUCGAUGCCCUUGCAAAAGCCAAUACCUGGAAACAGAGGAGCAAUUCAAAAUCCGUUGCCUGUUGAUGAUGAUGUCAAUAGACGUAAGCUAAUGAGUCCAAAUUGUUCGAGCGACGAAUCAGACAGAAACGGAGUGGCACAUGAAGACAACAACGCUGAAGCCCGUCGGAUGUUUCUGGAAGCGAGCAAACCGGGUGCUGCAUUACAGGAUCGGAUCAAUCGCAAAGAAGCACAAGUAGGAAGGCCCCUAGAGCCGCUGACAAGAGGGAGCCUGCUUGCGGAACCGUUAAACGUGGAAAAAGGCCUGAUUCCGUCGAUGCAAAUACCGGGCUUUUCCCCCAUUGAAAACCCAAAUCAACUGGAUACCGCGCGACAUAUCAUUAGUCCAACUAUAAACAAUGUCCUUGAAGAUUCACAGCUACAAGAAAUAGAGCCCCAUUGGCCUGGCGAGAGAAGAUACGAACCAGCGCAUUCUUUUCAAGCUGACAUGCACAAAAGAUUAUUGCCACCAAAAAUGGAUAAAGAGAACCCGAAUGCUCCGAGGAGUUCAAAUGAAAGAAGACGAAGUAUAAAAUUCGAAGAAAAUGAGAGACUCGUUAAGGGGGCGGGGUAUUCCGGCAGCAGACCUCCAUCAGGAGGCGAUGUGCGGCGGCCUAAUGGUAGCGAAAAUCCAAGCUCUAUUUUGAAAAACAAGGCACCGGAAGGAGGCAUGCAGAUAGUUGACAACUUGGGCCCUGUUGAAGGGUCAUCUGAAAAUGGAAUGGAUCCGCCCAAAAGAGGGCAAAAGAAUAACAGUUUUCAACGUGGUUAUGAGUCCGAUUCGAAUAACAGUGGAAAGAUGAGCAGCGACAAGGAGAACUCAUUAAACCGAUCUAAACAAUCGAACAGAUCGAAAUCUCCGUCGUUUAAGAAUUUCAGAAACAGAUUUUUCUCUAACUCAGAUGACAAAAAGGAGAAAGAUAAACAUAAAGAUAAGAAAAACAAUACACAGGCUGGGAAAAGUCGAGACAAACGGGGUUCACGACCUUCAGUAAUGGCUCAGUCACCAUCGCCGGUCAACGACAGUUAUGCUUUCUCGGGCCACGAGCAAAGAGGACGCCCUAUGAAUAGCGAGAAUAGCGACAACCGAGGAAGGUAUAGGGGACCACAAGGUCCUGCACGAGAACAGAAUGGAUUCCAGAACGGUCCAGGACCAGAACAGCAAAUCUACCCUCCGCCUCAGCAUCGCCCGCAGUUCAGUGCUGAAAUGCGAGUCGGAAUUCCGACAGGACCUCAGUACAGGCCAUCGCGAGUCAGAUCCCAGCCGCCUGUUCACCAUGGACCCACACGACCUCAAAAUGCGGAAAUUACGACCGAUGUAUAAAAUUGUAAUGUUUUGUAACUAUUUCGAUUUUUAGAGACUAGACUCUUUUCUAGAAAUAUUUAUCACUGACCAUAUCAAAUAACAGUGAAUCUAUCGCGCAAAUGCCUUUGAGCAAAUGCUUUUUAUCAUUGCACAUAUCGGUUGCUUUUAGCGUUUAUAUAAUCUAUACUUAAAGUUUUACUGACAUUUUUCUGCUAAUUUAGUUUUUGAUUUUGUA
Molecule: messenger RNA, 3818 nt
Organism: Symsagittifera roscoffensis
Lineage: Eukaryota; Metazoa; Xenacoelomorpha; Acoela; Convolutidae
Exons: 8
Coding region: 539-3601 (1020 amino acids)
Source: RefSeq, a predicted model, not a curated record